AUGAAGCCGUCAAAGCACGGGCUGCUGCUCUUCGAGCAUAGCUCUAUUGACACAUGGAGGUCUCCUUCAUUACUUGACCGAGGAUGGGACAGCCAGCGAUCCGAAAAAAAGGUAUUUUCUCAAACAUAUCCUACCUCCUUGGAAAGUUGUCAUAUAACCAAUAAGUACUGGUUACAGCAACUGCGAAGUCCGAACAUUCACGUUUACCUAAUCUUAAAGAUUAGACAGCAGAAAGGGCUCACUUUGUUGAAGUUGGAAAGAAGAAACAUGGUAUGGAGACUGAAAGCACUAUUUUGGUGGAAUUGGAUGAGGUCGAAUGAUUCCUGA
Molecule: messenger RNA, 327 nt
Organism: Botrytis fragariae
Lineage: Eukaryota; Fungi; Ascomycota; Leotiomycetes; Helotiales; Sclerotiniaceae
Exons: 2
Coding region: 1-327 (108 amino acids)
Source: RefSeq, a predicted model, not a curated record